Messenger RNA from Coccinella septempunctata (seven-spotted ladybird), 2759 nucleotides. RefSeq names its product ATP-binding cassette sub-family G member 1. The transcript has 11 exons. The coding region runs from base 181 to 2127 and encodes 648 amino acids. Lineage: Eukaryota; Metazoa; Arthropoda; Insecta; Coleoptera; Coccinellidae. Gene Ontology annotation, molecular function: ATP hydrolysis activity; ABC-type transporter activity; ATP binding. The record is from RefSeq and is a predicted model, not a curated record. Gene Ontology annotation, cellular component: plasma membrane.
ACUUUACGAACUUCAGUGCAUUCGGUCCAAUACACACUUUCACGCGGUUUCAGCCGUAACCCAUUCAUCAGUAGCAGUUGUUCCGCGCAGUCCUCGUAUUUAACAAACAACCUGUAGCUUCUGCUAUUGUUCGGAAUGAAUAUUAAUCAUUGAUGGUCGCAAAACAAAAUAGAUAUUAAAAUGAGUUCCCUAAAGUGCUGUCAGUCAAACAAUUCUUCUUCUUCAGUGGCUGGAGAAGCGAGUGAGGGUGCCUAUGAGUUCGCGAUUCAAGAUAAGAUCGCCAAUGUGAACAACAACAUGUGCGAAAUUGUGCAGGGGAAACAGAGGGAAUACAGUUUUCCCAAGAGACAGGCGAUUGAUGUCAGAUUCGAUAAUAUCACCUUCCAGGCAACACAAUGGUCCUUCAGGAAAUUUCAGAAAGAAACCAAACAAAUUCUCCAUGGAGUAUCAGGAACAUUUAAGUCUGGAGAUCUUACUGUCAUCAUGGGACCAUCUGGAGCUGGAAAAUCUACGCUGCUCAAUAUUCUGGCAGGAUUUGUUGCCAGAGGCAGUUCUGGAGAAGUGCGUUACAACGACGUGAUCCGUACAAAUAGCCCACGAUUCAGAAAACUAUCUGCAUACAUCCCGCAGGACGAGGAGUUGAGGUUGGGUCUAACAGUUCAUGAAUCUAUGACAUUCGCAGCCAAUUUAAAAUUAGGAUAUAGUGUGACACAUGCCUAUAAAAGACAACAGGUCGUAGAAAUCCUCGAAAUUUUAGGACUCGACGGAUGUCACAACACGAUGACUUCACGCUUAUCUGGAGGCCAGAAGAAAAGAUUGGCUGUUGCCUUAGAGCUAUUGAGUAAUCCACCAAUUCUAUUUCUCGAUGAGCCCACAACAGGUUUAGACAGUGCAUCCUGCACCCAAACAGUAACUUUGCUGAAAAAUCUGGCCAGAGAUGGAAGGACCGUGGUUUGCACUAUACAUCAGCCUUCUGCUCUACUGUUCGAAUUAUUUGACCGACUUUAUUCUGUUGCUGAAGGAAACUGCAUCUAUAAUGGAAGCGUUCGAGACUUGGUUCCAUAUUUAUCGAAUAUGGGAUUGGUUUGUCCAGCUUAUCACAAUCCCGCAGAUUUCCUUAUGGAAGUUGCAGUUGGAGAGCACGGAACCGACGUUCAAACAUUAGCAAGAGCGGCUAAAGUUCAAGCUCUUCAAGAAUUGGAGGAAACAAAAGAGAAGAAAUUACUAGACGAAUCCGUUAAAUGGAGAAAAUCACUUAUGAGCUCUUAUUUAGAGGAUGUAUCACCUCUACCAGCUGCAGUUAUUAUGCAAUUUUUGUUACUGUACAAAAGGAAUCUACUGGAAAAUAAGAGAGGAUAUAUGUAUCUCUUCAAUAGGUUGUUAGCCCACAUCUUCAUCGGUUUAAUAUUCGGAUAUCUCUAUAGAGGAGUUGGAAGUAAGGCCAAUACCAUUUUGGGAAACUAUGUCUAUAUGUACGGUACACUUUUGCUUGUGGUUUAUACUGGUCAGAUGUCUGUGAUGCUAUCAUUUCCUCUGGAGAUGAAAGUGUUGACAAGGGAACAUUUCAACAGAUGGUACAAACUGAGUCCUUAUAUUUUAUCAGUGGUGCUGAUAGAUAUUCCAUUUCAGGUUUUAUGCUGUUGGUUAUAUCUGUCUAUAUCUUACUACUUGACCGAACAGCCAACCGACUUUAGGAUGUACCUUUUCGUAUUAUUCGCUACAUCUUCAACUUUAUGCGCCCAAGCGUGGGGAUACUUCUUUGGUGCUUCAAUUCCUAUGAAGAUUGCUGUCUUUAUUGGACCGGUCGUAGCGUGCCUUUUCUCCAUAUUCGGAUUCUGUAUCACGUAUAUCAAUACACCAGUCAUAUUCCGAUGGAUGUAUUACAUAAGCUACUACAGAGCAGGAUUUCAUGGAAUUGUAUAUUCAAUCUACGGAAUGCACAGAAAAUAUCUUCCUUGUCCAGAUGAAGAAGUAUACUGCCAUUAUUCCAACCCCAACACCUUCCUGCAGGAGAUGGACGUUGUGGACGUUGAUUUAGUGUCUAAUUUAUCUGUGAUUGUAGCUAUUUGGUGUAUAAUGCAUGCCGCCACCUAUCUCUCAUUAUGGCUUAAGCUAACUAAAAGAUAAGCUUGCUUCUUGUUCGAAAAAUGAGAGUUACCAAAGAGCUUUAAUUUGAAUCCAUACCGCGAAUUCACCACCUUUGUGAUAGUAACAUAAACCUUAAAUUAGAAUGAACUCAGGGUAAGACUAUGUGGGAUAAUGUUCGCAUAUUAUGUGGACUGAAAGUUCAGUAUUGUUUGCAUAUAUAUUUUGUAUUACUAUUCAACACCGAAAUUGGGGUGCUGUCAAGAUUUUUUGAACAUUAUGUUUGCGAAGAGUACCACCAGUGAGUUAUUGUUUUAUUUAUGAGUAGUUUCUAAUUUCUGUGAUUUUUGUAAAAGUUGAAUAUUUAUUGUCAACGCUUUAGAUACAUGAAGAAAGACAUAUUUGAGUUCAUAAACUAAAGUUGAGAAAGAGCAUAUUAUAGUCUUACAUUUCUAUUGAAGAACUACGUAUGAUUGAAAAAUUUCGUAAAUUACUUUUGGUUGAAUUUUUUGUUGGAAAAAGAAUUGUAGUUUUCAGAUGAGAUGGUUUCUAAUCGCUCUGAAACUUCGAUAGUGCCUGUUAAAUUGUUUAACCUAAUUUUGAUAUGUAUGUAGGAUGCUUACAUUAGUUUGCAUUGAUUCUGUAACUCAGUAAUAAAAAAAUGAUUGAGUAAA